Messenger RNA from Camellia sinensis, 2537 nucleotides. RefSeq names its product Phox (PX) domain-containing protein. Gene Ontology annotation, biological process: protein transport. NCBI's taxonomy places the organism in Eukaryota, Viridiplantae, Streptophyta, Magnoliopsida, Ericales, Theaceae. Gene Ontology annotation, molecular function: phosphatidylinositol binding. The record is from RefSeq and is a predicted model, not a curated record.
CUUUUGUUUAGCCACACCACAGAUGACACAUGUUCCACGAGGCGACGCAUGUUUUGCAAGAAGAUGACUUCGUCUUAAAAAUUCACUUCAGUUUCGUGCGAAUCUUUUUACCAAUUCAUGUUCUGGAUCAAAACUUCUUCACUGUAUGAUUCACAACUGCUAAAUCAUUCAUAGAAAUUAUCGAAUUGUCGUCUUCAAAUCCAACGUAAGCAACCAAAUUCGAAUCGAAGAUGAAUAUGUAUGGACUCGAUCAUGGUAUUUACGAUUUCGGCUUGUCCGAUCCGACGAUCAUCGGAUCUCUAUCUCGCUCUUCGCCUUAUUUAUCGGCACAUUUUGCAACGUUUGUCGACGAUUACGACGAUGAUGGAACGCCGGUGAAGCCUAAGAAGCCUUCGACUCCUCCCAGGCACCGCCACGAUGGAACUUCCCCUCUUCCCUUCGGCAUGGACUGGAGCCCUCCUCCUCGCAAAUGGGAUGGUCGGGACUCGAUAUGGCCGCAUGAUCCUCGCUCUGGAUGGAGUUACUGUGUCACAAUUCCUUCUUGGAUUAUCCGGCCAAAAUCAAAAGGAUCAGAUCCUGCAGUGUUUUACAGGGUUCAAAUUGGUAUACAAUCACCAGUAGGGAACACUACGACUCAAGGAAUACUACGUAGAUUUAGUGAUUUCUUGAAGCUAUUUUCUGAACUGAAAACAGCAUUUCCCAAGAAAAAUUUGCCCCCAGCUCCUCCAAAGAGGCUUUUGAAAAGCAAAAGUAGGACACUUUUGGAAGAGCGAAGGUGUUCCUUAGAGGAUUGGAUAGAGAAACUACUAUCAGACAUUGAUUUGUCAAGAAGUGCUCCAGUGGCCAUCUUUCUUGAGCUAGAAGCUGCUGCAAGGUCAUCCUUCUAUGAUUCAAAUCAGCAAUGUGUAGAUGCAAAUUCUUCUGCUGCUGGUGUGGUUCUAACAUAUCAAUUGCAAUCCAACUCAGAUGUUUCUUUGGUUGCUGGUAAUUCGUCAAUUGCUUCAGAUUAUGGUAAUGAUUCAGCUUGCGAAAUAUCUGAGCUUGGAACACCAAGGCAUGGAACAGAUAACUACUCUGAACUUGGCGUGGAAAAUAAAACAUCUGACCAAGAAAAGCUUUCUUGGCGCCCAAAGCAUUCAGAAUAUGAAAACAGUAUUAUGGACAAGGAUGAAAUGGAGCCUUUCUGUAAAACAGAGAAUCGGAAACUAGGUAGCCAUCUUCGGAGAUUGUCGACAGAUAGUGAUGUAAGUUCUGUAAGAGCUAGUGAAAAUUCAAAUUUGGGGGUGGCAAGUUCACUUGGUGACAACUCCCUUAACCUUCCUGAAGGUGCUGAAAUUUCAAGAACCAUGGACACUCUUGCCAAUUCUGAUUUACAAUUUGCUAGGGACUUAUUAGUUGCUCUUCCAUCAGAAGAACGCAAUAAAAUGAACAGGGUUCUUACAACCAUGCAGCGAAGACUAGCUACAGCAAAAACAGACAUGGAAGAUCUUAUAGCAAGAUUAAAUCAAGAGCUUGCUGUAAGACAAUACCUUACAACAAAGGUCAAAGACUUGGAAGUUGACCUUGAAACUACUAAGCAUAGUAGUAAAGAAAACCUGCAACAAGCUAUUCUAAUUGAAAGGGAAAGAUCUACUCAAACGCAAUGGGAUGUGGAGGAAUUGCGGAGAAAGUGUAUAGAGACUGAGUUGAAGUUGAAGUCUGAACAGGAUGAAAAGUUGAAUGUGGAGUCAGCAAAGGCAUCCAUCAUUCAGGAGAAUAAAAAGUUGCAGCAAGAGUUGGAUAAUGCCAGGGAGCAGAUUGAGAACUUGCAAAAACAUAACGAAGACCUAGAGUUGAAAUCAAAAGCAGAUGUUAAACUACUUGUGAAAGAGGUGAAAUCUCUUCGAAGUUCUCAGUCAGAAUUGAAGCAGGAGCUUAGCAGAUUGAUGAAAGAAAAAUUAGAAGUCGAGAGGGUUCUACACAAGGAGAAGAAAAGAUGGGAACAUUCAAAUGCCGCUAAUGCAAAAUUGCUGCAUGAAUGUGAAAUCCUUCGCUGUCGGCUUGAAGAAUGCAGUGUUAAUUUCCUGAUUGAGGAAGAAGAUAAAUUGAUUGUGGAUUCUUCCUCAACAUCUGAUGCUAUAGAUCUGUUGACGACCUCUGAUAAUCGGAUUGGUCUUCUUGUUGCUGAGGCACAGCUACUUGCACAAGACGUUGAAAAUGCUGUUGCAGCUGCGACUCACAAUAGCAAUGGCGGAAACACGAGUGCAACAGAUGAUGAAUUAAGGAAGAUGCUGACAGAUGUUUUCAUUGACAAUGCCAGUUUGAGGAAACAGGUUAAUUCUGUUAUGCGCUGCGCUCUGAAUACACCUGACAAAUCUGAGAAAGAUGAUGAUGAGGAUGAAGAAGCCCCUUCACGAAAAACUGUUCUUAGCAAGUUCUUGGAAAGAUGAUGAUGUGGUUAAUAAUGUUGUAUAGGAUCUUUGAGAUCAUUACCCUUCAAAUAAUAGAUGUAUUUUGUAUUUCUAAUUCUAAUAAAACAUAUAAAUUAUUUUAAGAAC